AUGAGCAGCCUUAUGGACAGCGAAGCUGCGCUCAAGGCUAAGGCUGAAGAGCAUGGUUUGGACGCAGGAGUGAUAGCAUCGUUAGUUGGCAGAGGAGUGAAUAGCAUCGGAGUGAAUCCGACCGAAGAUCAAUUACGGGGGCUAGUGAACCCGUCAGAUCCAGGCGGGAUCACUUUGGGAGCUUUGGCCAGCAUUCGUAGGUUGGUCAUGUCAAUCCAUCAAGUGAAAAUGGCCUUACAGAACACCGAGAGUUCCAAAAAGCCAGAGUUAGUGCCAGCGGAACGUCAUGCCAGGAUCAAAAAGCAGAAAACCCAUCUUGCGGGUUACGACCUGACGGGACCUUUGGAGUGUUCCCACGCUUCGUACGACGUUGUAGGAGAAAUGCUCCAGAAGGAUUCAGUAGUGUACUUGCCUCCCACCAAAUUCGGAACUCGGUCUGUUGAAGUUGCAAAAGACAGGCCACCGAAAGAGCUUUUCAUCGACUCCAGCUCCCACUUGGCCGUGACCACAGGGCGCAAGGAGGACAAGUGCAAUGUGAAUUCUGACUUACUUCUUUCACAGGCCUUUACUAGAAGAGCUUUAGCAUGUGACCUCACGGGCCUCUUGCCAUUGCCUUCAACAGUCCGCAAGCAACCAAAGUCGAACAAAUGGAACGAGAACGUUGAGGAGAAUGACAGUGGCGAAUAUCCUGUGCAACGCCGCAAGGCUUCGAAUGAAAUUCAAUUUCAGACACCAGACGAAACAAGGAAGUCUCACCUCAGAAAGCGCAAAUUUUCCACUCACGAGGAUUCAUUCCUCAACAUUUUCUCAGUCAGGCUCAAGGGCCAUAAACUAGAAGACCUAGUCUUCAUUGAGAUUUUCUCGGGUUCAGGGGGUCUCACUGCCGAGGUUCGGAAGCGAGGACUCAUUAGCAGUGUUGGGGUAGACUGUAGCAUUAGCAAGCAGGUCAAAAGCCCAACAGUGAGAUUGGAUUUGACCACGGCAGGCAGUCAAGCUUUACUGAUUGACAUGCUUGGACAGCCCACGGUUGUUGGGUUUCAUGCAGCGCCACUAUGCGGCACAGCUUCCCUAGCUAGAGAGAUUCGUAAACACCUUCCGAACAUGCCUCAACCAUUGAGAAGCCAAGAGGAGCCCGAUGGACUUCCAAAUCUUUGCUUCAUCGACAAGGUGAGAGUGCAAAAGGCAAACCAACUGUACGAUUUAGUCGGGCGCCUGUGUCUUUUUGCCGAGGAGCAUGGUUUGCUUUACAGUGUCGAUCGAGAACCCGGCUCGAUCGUUGUUUUGGCAAACUAG
Molecule: messenger RNA, 1293 nt
Organism: Durusdinium trenchii
Lineage: Eukaryota; Dinophyceae; Suessiales; Symbiodiniaceae
Source: the annotation of a GenBank genome assembly